CCUGAACAUAAGGGUCUAAACUUCUCCUCCUAUCUCCAAAUCCCGCUUACAACCACCGAGGCCAAUAUUAUCUCCCACUUGCAAUUGAUAUUAGAGAUCCCUCGAACAAAUAAUCAUCAUGGCCCCAGCUGUUGAGAGCGCGUCGCCGAUUGGCAUUGCCAAUCUUCCGAAUCAGCGACACAAGAUUGUCGCCAAGCGUGGAGCUGCCUUCACUAUUAUGGUUGCUGGCGAGUCAGGACUUGGAAAGACGACAUUCAUCAACACCCUCUUCUCUACAACGAUCAAGAACUACGCAGACCACAAGCGCCGACACGCGAAGCAGGUUGACAAGACCGUGGAGAUUGAGAUCACAAAGGCCGAGCUCGAGGAGAAGUUCUUCAAGGUCCGCUUAACGGUUAUCGAUACCCCAGGUUUCGGCGACUAUGUCAACAACCGCGACUCCUGGAUGCCUAUUAUCGAGUUUUUGGAUGAUCAGCAUGAGUCUUACAUGUUGCAAGAGCAACAGCCACGCCGAGUGGACAAGAUCGACUUGCGCGUGCACGCAUGUCUGUACUUCAUCCGCCCAACUGGCCACACCCUGAAGCCGCUUGAUAUUGAGGUGAUGAAGAGACUGAGCUCCAGAGUCAACCUGAUCCCCGUGGUCGCCAAGGCGGAUACUCUCAGCCCUGCUGAUUUGGCGCGCUUCAAGCAAAGGAUUCGUGCCGUUAUCGAAGCCCAGGGCAUUAAGAUCUAUACCCCACCUAUCGAGGAGGAUGAUGAGCCUGCUGCUCAGCACGCGAGGAGCCUUAUGGCUGCCAUGCCGUUCGCUGUCAUCGGCUCCGAGAAAGAUGUUAAGACUGGUGAUGGACGCAUCGUUAAGGGGCGCCAAUACUCGUGGGGUGUGGCCGAGGUCGAGAAUGAGGACCACUGCGACUUCAAGAAGCUCCGCUCUAUCUUGAUCCGCACCCACAUGCUGGAUCUUAUCCACACGACGGAGGAGGCACACUACGAGGCCUACAGGGCUCAACAAAUGGAGACUCGCAAGUUCGGCGAGGCCAGACCAAGAAAGCUUGACAACCCGAAGUUCAAGGAGGAGGAGGAGAGCCUGAGGAAGAGAUUCACCGAGCAGGUCAAGAUUGAGGAGCACCGUUUCCGUCAAUGGGAGGCCAAGCUCAUCAGCGAGCGUGACCGUCUCAACAAGGAUCUCGAGAGUACGCAUGCUGCCAUCAAGUCGCUCGAGCAAGACCUUGAGCAGAUGCAGGGCAGCGCCGUACGGAGCCACGGCCGCCGUUAAGGCACAAUUGAUUCGACACUUGUUGAUUUUUACUUGGGGUGAGAGUUCAGGGAGUGGGUGGGAAACGAUAUCCAAAAGCGCGGUAUUGUCUCGAGCGUUCCAAGCGAGUCAAUGGCAGCGUAAUAUUUCUUUUUUCUCUUUUGCUAGUCACUGUUCUUGAGGCGGUAAUACUUCCCGAUGAGAGAUGCUCUGCCUGUGCGUUCUCUAGCUAGCCAACAACGGAUGUAAUUCGAUGUGUUUUAAUGAUUAAAUGUAUUCAAUAUGCUUUUUCCACUGAGAUGCCGUGAGGAC
This is a messenger RNA of Pseudogymnoascus verrucosus, 1564 nucleotides long. RefSeq lists its product as uncharacterized. Gene Ontology annotation, biological process: cytoskeleton-dependent cytokinesis. Bases 119 to 1273 code for a protein of 384 amino acids. Lineage: Eukaryota; Fungi; Ascomycota; Leotiomycetes; Thelebolales; Thelebolaceae. The record is from RefSeq and is a predicted model, not a curated record. Gene Ontology annotation, molecular function: GTP binding; GTPase activity; molecular adaptor activity. Gene Ontology annotation, cellular component: microtubule cytoskeleton; cell division site; septin complex. The transcript is spliced from 4 exons.